Ochotona curzoniae (black-lipped pika) is the source of this 5464-nucleotide messenger RNA. RefSeq names its product SH3 and multiple ankyrin repeat domains 3 (gene SHANK3). The record is from RefSeq and is a predicted model, not a curated record. The coding region runs from base 1 to 5382 and encodes 1793 amino acids. The transcript has 22 exons. Gene Ontology annotation, cellular component: postsynaptic membrane; postsynaptic density; dendritic spine. Gene Ontology annotation, molecular function: ionotropic glutamate receptor binding; synaptic receptor adaptor activity. NCBI's taxonomy places the organism in Eukaryota, Metazoa, Chordata, Mammalia, Lagomorpha, Ochotonidae.
AUGCAGCUGAGCCGCGCCGCCGCGCCCGCGGAGCCCCCGGAGCCGCUGUCCCCCGCGCCGGCCCCGGCCCCGGCCUCCCCCGGCCCCCUCCCGCGCAGCGCGGCCGGCGGGGCUCCGGCGGGGGGCCAGGGGGGGCCGGGGCGCCGCGCGGAGUCCCCGUGCGCCCCUCUCCCGGCCGCCAGCGGCCCCGGCGCGGGCAUGGACGGCCCCGGGGCCAGCGCCGUGGUCGUGCGCGUGGGCAUCCCGGACCUGCAGCAGACGAAGUGUCUGCGCCUGGACCCGGCCGCGCCCGUGUGGGCCGCGAAGCAACGAGUGCUUUGCGCGCUCAACCACAGUCUCCAGGACGCGCUCAACUACGGGCUUUUCCAGCCACCCUCUCGGGGCCGUGCCGGCAAGUUCCUAGAUGAAGAGCGGCUCCUGCAGGACUACCCGCCCAACCUGGACACGCCUCUGCCCUACCUGGAGUUCCGAUACAAGCGGCGAGUUUAUGCCCAGAACCUCAUUGAUGAUAAGCAGUUUGCCAAGCUUCACACAAAGGCCAACCUGAAGAAGUUCAUGGACUAUGUCCAGCUGCACAGCACAGACAAGGUGGCCCGCCUGCUGGACAAGGGGCUGGACCCCAACUUCCAUGACCCUGACUCAGGAGAGUGCCCCCUGAGUCUGGCAGCCCAGCUGGAUGAUUCAACAGACUUGCUGAAGGUUCUGCGGAAUGGUGGGGCACACCUUGACUUCCGCACCCGGGACGGGCUGACUGCUGUUCACUGUGCAACACGCCAGCGGAAUGCUGGGGCACUGACGACCCUGUUGGACCUGGGGGCAUCGCCAGACUACAAGGACAGCCGUGGCCUGACUGCCCUGUACCACAGUGCCCUAGGGGGCGGGGAUGCCCUCUGCUGUGAGCUGCUUCUCCAUGACCAUGCCCAGCUGGGGACCAGGGAUGAGAAUGGCUGGCAGGAGAUCCACCAGGCUUGCCGCUUUGGCCACGUACAGCACCUGGAGCACCUACUGUUCUACGGAGCUGACAUGGGGGCCCAGAACGCCUCGGGGAACACAGCCUUGCAUGUGUGUGCCCUCUACAACCAGGAGAGCUGUGCUCGUGUGCUCCUUUUCCGGGGAGCCGACAAGGACGUCCGCAAUUACAACAGCCAGACGGCCUUCCAGGUGGCGAUCAUUGCUGGGAACUUUGAGCUUGCUGAAGUUAUCAAGACACACAAGGACUCUGACGUUGUGCCAUUCAGGGAGACCCCCAGCUAUGCAAAGCGGCGGCGACUGGCUGGCCCCAGUGGCCUGGCGUCCCCCCGGCCCCUGCAGCGUUCAGCCAGUGACAUCAACCUGAAGGGUGAGAUGCAACCAGCAGCUCCUGGACCCUCCCUACGAAGCCUCCCACACCAGUUGCUGCUCCAGCGGCUGCAGGAAGAGAAGGACCGGGACCGGGACGGCGAGCAGCAGAAUGACACCAGUGUCCCCUCCGCAGGCAGGGGCAGCCAGAGCAAGAUCAGCCCGAGCGGGCCCGGCGGCCCCGGCCCCGCGCCCGGCCCCAGCCCGGCGCCCCCUGCGCCCCCCGCUCCGCCGCCGCGGGGCCCGAAGCGGAAACUUUACAGCGCCGUCCCCGGCCGCAAGUUCAUCGCGGUGAAGGCGCACAGCCCGCAGGGCGAGGGCGAGAUCCCGCUGCACCGCGGCGAGGCCGUGAAGGUGCUCAGCAUUGGGGAGGGCGGAUUCUGGGAGGGCACCGUGAAGGGCCGCACAGGCUGGUUCCCGGCCGACUGCGUGGAGGAGGUGCAGAUGAGGCAGUAUGACGCCCGGCAUGAGACACGAGAGGACCGGACCAAGCGGCUCUUCCGCCAUUACACAGUGGGCUCUUAUGACAGCCUCACCUCACACAGUGACUAUGUCAUCGAGGACAAGGUGGCUGUGCUGCAGAAGCGUGACCACGAGGGCUUCGGCUUUGUGCUCCGGGGUGCGAAGGCAGAGACCCCCAUCGAGGAGUUCACACCCACACCGGCCUUCCCUGCUCUGCAAUACCUUGAGUCCGUGGAUGUGGAGGGCGUGGCCUGGAGGGCUGGGCUGCGCACAGGGGACUUCCUCAUUGAGGUGAAUGGGGUCAACGUGGUCAAGGUUGGCCACAAGCAGGUGGUGGCGCUGAUCCGCCAGGGCGGCAACCGCCUGGUCAUGAAGGUUGUGUCCGUCACAAGAAAGCCUGAGGAGGACAGCUCCAGGCGCAGAGCCCCACCACCCCCAAAGAGGGCACCCAGCACCACGCUGACCCUGCGCUCUAAGUCCAUGACUGCUGAGCUCGAGGAAUUGGCCUCCAUCCGGAGAAGAAAAGGGGAGAAACUGGAUGAGAUCCUGGCAGCCGCUGCAGAGCCAACUCUGAGGCCGGACAUCGCGGAUGCCGACUCCCGGGCCGCCACAGUCAAGCAGAGACCUACCAGUCGGAGGAUCACCCCUGCCGAGAUCAGUUCACUGUUUGAACGCCAAGGCCUCCCCGGCCCAGAGAAGCUGCCAGGUUCUCUGCGGAAGGGGAUUCCACGGACCAAGUCUGUAGGGGAGGACGAGAAGCUGGCCUCCCUACUGGAGGGGCGUUUUCCCCGGAGCACGUCCAUGCAGGACUCAGUGCGGGAGGGCCGUGGCAUCCCGCCCCCGCCGCAGACCGCACCCCCGCCCCCGCCUGCCCCCUACUACUACGACUCGGGGCCACCACCCGCUUUCUCGCCACCACCGCCGCCACCGGGCCGAGCCUAUGACACAGUGCGCUCCAGUUUCAAGCCGGGCCUGGAGGCGCGCCUGGGUGCAGGCACUGCAGGCCUCUAUGAGCCUGGCGCUGCCCUGGGCCCGCUGCCCUACCCGGAACGGCAGAAGCGCGCACGUUCCAUGAUCAUCCUGCAGGACUCUGCGCCCGAGACGAGCGACGGCCCCAGACCCCCGCCAGCGGCCACACCGCCUGAGCGCCCCAAGCGCCGGCCCCGCCCACCGGGGCCCGACAGCCCCUAUGCCAACCUGGGCGCCUUCAGCGCCAGCCUCUUCACACCAUCCAAGCCGCAGCGCCGCAAGAGUCCGCUGGUGAAGCAGCUGCAGGUGGAGGAUGCACAGGAGCGUGCAGCACUGGCUGUGGGUAGCCCUGGCCCUGGAGGUGGCAGCUUUGCUCGUGAGCCAUCCCCAACGCACCGCGGGCCGCGGCCCAGUGGCCUUGAUUAUGGCUCCGAGGAUGGGCUCGGGCUCGCGUUUGGGGGACCAGGCCCGGCCAAGGACCGGCGUCUGGAGGAGCGGCGCCGUUCCACAGUGUUCUUAUCAGUGGGUGCCAUUGAAGGCAGCCCACCCAGCGCUGAGCUGCCAUCUCUGCAGCCUUCGCGGUCCAUUGAUGAGCGCUUGCUGGGCCCAGCCGCCACUCCUGGCCGUGACCUGCUGCUGCCCUCCCCUGUAUCCGCUCUGAAGCCAUUGGUCAGCGCCCCAAGCCUGACACCUGCGGGUUCCACCUUCAUCCACCCCCUUACUGGCAAACCCCUGGACCCCAGCUCACCCUUGGCCCUCGCUCUGGCUGCCCGGGAGCGGGCCCUAGCCUCCCAGGCACCCUCGAGAUCCCCCACUCCAGUGCACAGCCCUGAUGCUGAUCGCCCAGGACCCCUGUUUGUGGAUGUGCAGGCCCGAGACUCAGAGCGGGGAACCAUGGCUUCCCCGGCCUUCUCCCCACGAAGCCCAGCCUGGAUUCCUGUGCCAGUCCGCAGGGAGGCAGAGAAGGCACCCCGGGAAGAGCGCAAGUCCCCUGAGGACAAGAAAUCCUUGAUCCUCAGCGUCCUGGACACCUCCCUGCAGCGGCCAGCCGGCCUCAUCGUGGUGCAUGCCACCAGCAACGGGCAGGAGCCCAGCAGGCUGGGGGCUGAAGAGCAGCGUCCGGGCACCCCGGAGCGGGCCCCAGCCCCCAUGCCCACCACGGUGACAACAGCCGUGGCAGAGCCCCUGCCCAGUCCCAGGGCCCAGCCUGCUGGCAGCACCCCAGUGGACCCAGGGCAUGGCCAGGGCAGCUCUGAGGAGGAGCCAGAGUUGGUGUUUGCUGUGAGUCUCCCGCCUGCCCAGCUGUCCUCCAGUGAUGAGGAGACCCGGGAGGAGCUGGCCCGCAUCGGACUGGUGCCGCCCCCGGAAGAGUUUGCCAAUGGGAUCCUGCUGGCCACACCGCCACCUGGCCCGGGGCCCCCGCCCUCCACAGUGCCCAGCCCGGCCUCAGGGAAGCCUGGCAGUGAGCCACCCCCUGCGCCCGAGUCGGCGGCCGACUCAGGUGUGGAGGAGGCCGACACACGCAGUUCCAGUGACCCCCAUCUGGAGACCACAAGCACCAUCUCCACAGUGUCCAGCAUGUCCACUCUGAGCUCUGAAAGUGGGGAGCUCACUGACACUCACACCUCCUUCGCCGAUGGACACACUUUUCUACUCGAGAAGCCGCCAGUGCCUCCCAAGCCCAAGCUCAAGUCCCCCCUGGGGAAGGGGCCGGUGACCUUCAGGGACCCCCUGCUGAAGCAGUCCUCAGACAGCGAGCUCACGGCCCCCCAGCACCAUGCCGCCUCUGCCGGGCCCGCCCGCCCUCGCUACCUCUUCCAGAGAAGGUCCAAGCUGUGGGGGGACCCCGUGGAGAGCCGGGGGUCCCCUGGGCCUGAAGAUGACCGGCCAGCCGUGAUCAGCGAGCUCAGCUCCCGGCUGCAACAACUCAACAAAGAUGCACGCUCCCUGGGGGAGGAGCCAGCGGGUGGCCUGGGCAGCCUGCUGGACCCAGCCAAGAAGUCUCCCAUUGCAGCAGCUCGGCUCUUCAGCAGCCUCGGUGAGCUGAGCACCAUCUCAGCGCAGCGCAGCCCAGGGGGCCCUGGCGGCACGGCCUCCUACUCGGUGCGGCCAGGUGGCCGCUACCCCGUGGCGCGGCGUGCCCCGAGCCCAGUGAAGCCCGCGUCGCUCGAGCGGGUGGAGGGGCUGGGUGCGGGCGCGGGGGGCGUUGGGCGGCCCUUUGGCCUCACGCCCCCCACCAUCCUCAAGUCGUCCAGCCUCUCCAUUCCACACGAGCCCAAGGAGGUGCGCUUCGUGGUUCGCAGUGUGAGCGCUCGCAGCCGGUCACCGUCCCCGUCACCGCUGCCCUCGCCUGCGCCUGGCCCAGGCCCUGGCGCGCCUGGCCCGCGCCGGCCCUUCCAGCAGAAGCCGCUACAGCUGUGGAGCAAAUUCGACGUGGGCGACUGGUUGGAGAGUAUCCACCUUGGCGAACACCGUGACCGCUUUGAGGACCACGAGAUCGAGGGCGCACACCUGCCUGCGCUCACCAAGGAGGAUUUCGUGGAGCUGGGCGUCACACGCGUGGGCCACCGCAUGAACAUCGAGCGUGCUCUGCGGCAGCUGGAGGGCAGCUGACCCCCCCGCCCCUGCCGCGCCCUGCCGGCAGGGCCUCCUCCUCCUCCCCGGGCCGCGGGCUCGGCCCGCCCCGAGAAGGUGC